GUGGGAGCCUUGCACAGUCUAGAUUGAGGGCUGCAUGUAGUGGUCGGCGGCAGCGCGGGCCUUCUCAGUGCCUUUUGCCGGCAGCAACGCUCCUGCACGCGACUCGCUCCUCGCUCGUGCUAGGCUCCAUUUCCACGAGUUCACGUGCAAGGAUACUACAGCGUGCGUGCAGCACGAUCGUCUCGGGCGGUGCGUGUGUAUGUGUGUGUGCAGACACAGCUGUUUGGAUAUACCAGACGACCAGUACCACCAUGAGCAGCUGGAAGUGCCUACGUGAACGUGCAAUACAUCACGUGACAGUCACGUGCCUGGUAUUGCAGCUAACGACAGCGUUCAAGAUGUUCCAAGAGCGACUACCCAACGGCAACCGAGUGCCCAACCCGUGCAACCCCGGGGAGGUGUGGGGUGGGGUCGGCCACCUUGUUCCCGGUGGACAAGGGCGUAGAAAUCCAUUUGGAGAGGAUUUUCACAGUGAAGGAAAGAAAUGGACACAAGGGUUGUGUCUCAUGGAUUCUGACGGCGACGGAAGGACGAACGGUGAGGAGCUUGGCGAUCCCAACUGUGCGUGGAGUUCCGGGGGACGGCUACAGCGGAUAACUAACAUCACCCAUCCAGGUGUCUGUGACCCUUGGGACUCAGUCCAGUGCCAGGCUAGGAACGGCUGGCUCAAGUGUGACCACAAUGGACUCCACUGUCCCGUCAUCAAGAAACCAUCUACACGAAGUCUGUCCUUCACCUUCCCAGAGACACGGGUUCCGGCAAGGGAGACAACCUAUUACUGCCAACUGUUUGACCUUCCGGUAGAUGAUGACUAUCAUCUCGUGGCCACUGAGCCUAUAUUGGUCAACACGGAUACUGUCCAUCACAUACUUUUGUUUGGCUGUGACCCGUCAGAUGAUGAUGUCCAAGCAACACCCGAGCCGUUCAUGUGUGCCAUGUUGGCGCACCGUAGUUGCCUGGACAUCAUCGGCACUUGGACAGUGGGUAGUCAUGGAGACUGUCUCCACGACAAUGUGGGUUUUAGCAUUGGCAAGACAGGGUACAGGAAGGCUGCUCUACAGAUACAUUGGAACAAUCCCUCCUUGCUGGCCAACACGACGGACGCUUCUGGACUCAAGAUGUAUUUCACACCAUCACGACGCAGUUACGAUGCGGGGAUGUUGUUGGUUGGCCAAGAAUAUCUGGAGAUAACCCCCCAGCCGGCCCCCUCAAAACAAGUCACUUUCUCACAGGAAUGCCCAGGGCGAUGCACCCGGGAGAUGCUGACUGAGGCCAUCUUCAUUACUGCAACUGUCAACCACAUGCACUAUCGUGGUGUGAGUCAAAGGAUAGAACUCUACCGGAACGGCAGCAAGGUGCGCGACAUCACAUACGACAGAUUCUAUCACUACGACAAUCCAGUGAUCUACUCGUUUAACCCCCCAGUCGAAGUGCGCCCUGGCGACGAGAUACGAACAACCUGCGUUUACGAAACACCUACGUCUGGCAACUCCAUGUGUUUUGGCGAUGGAACACAGGACGAAAUGUGCUACGGAUUCAUGACGUACUACCCAAAACAGAACCUUCCCAUACCAUGGUGCACCGCUAGGAAGUCGGUCCAGAAGUGUGACCGAUACCUCCCGAAGUUCCGGAACAACUCCAUCGACGGCUGCUUUUGGUUAGCCUUCCUCCAACCAACCAAUCAGGAUACGAUAAAUAUAUUCAAAUCUGUGCUCGGUCAUUGUUUUGACGCCAAAACAGAAGAAAACAGCUGCACGGAUAGUUGUUUAGCUGCCAUUAAAUCAGCUCGGAAACACCCCUGUCUGUCGGGAGAUAUCGGAAGUUACAUAAUAUCAAAGUUUCGCCAUACAUCGAUAGGGUUUCAGUUCCUGAAUGCAUUAUUUACCUGUGACUGUGAGGACAGAUUUGACAAUGGCUACUGCGAUAAGCGGUACAGAGGAGGAACGCUGGGUGAAGGUGCCCAAAAGAUGUGCGCUGCAAGAUACACAUCGAUCAAGACGGUAUCGCCAUACAAUGGGUCUCCACCUACGACUUUGACAUCAUUGACAAUUCUUACUUUGGUUUCUGUUUCAAUAAUAUCGGUGUUGUUUGAAACACCUUCUUGAUCGUCAAGACAACGGCAUCACAAUGAAUCAAUUUGCUCACAACUCAUGACGUCCAUCGAGUGACCACCACCUGGCUGUGCUGUGUGAGAGAUCACAGAGGCACGACCAGAUGGUCUGGUGAAUGACAUGUCCAAGAUAUGUCCAACAUGAUACCAAAACACUACUAUGCAACAUACCAUGCAAGGCCGUUGUUAUCCUAUGCCGUAUAC
This is a messenger RNA of Haliotis rubra (blacklip abalone), 2314 nucleotides long. Its product is annotated as dopamine beta-hydroxylase-like. Gene Ontology annotation, molecular function: dopamine beta-monooxygenase activity; copper ion binding. The transcript is spliced from 9 exons. The coding region runs from base 252 to 2105 and encodes 617 amino acids. NCBI's taxonomy places the organism in Eukaryota, Metazoa, Mollusca, Gastropoda, Lepetellida, Haliotidae. The record is from RefSeq and is a predicted model, not a curated record.